Salmo salar (Atlantic salmon) is the source of this 12439-nucleotide messenger RNA. RefSeq names its product FRAS1-related extracellular matrix protein 2. The record is from RefSeq and is a predicted model, not a curated record. Gene Ontology annotation, cellular component: membrane. Lineage: Eukaryota; Metazoa; Chordata; Actinopteri; Salmoniformes; Salmonidae. Gene Ontology annotation, biological process: anatomical structure morphogenesis; cell communication.
CACGUUGAUGCAUGUAUGGAAUUUCACUCCGUCUCUAACCCUUCUGUAACGGAUUUUAACUGUAGGAUAGGAUAACAACAACGGACCGGACACUUCUCCAAAACAUACCGUUUAAAAGCGUUUGUGUUGGGUUAUAUCCACUGACUCCCACUAUGCUACUAUUUUAUAGAUUUAUCCUCGUUGCCGCGUCGCUGUCAGGUAGCGGCGUGGCACAGCUCUCAGAUAGCUACGGAUUAUCUUUCCCGUUGAGGUCAGAACUGUCUGAGGACGCGAUACUGGUGGCAAAUAACGGAAUACGCGUGCCUUUCGGGAGAUCCGUUUUCAUUGAUCCUGUCAAUGAUUUGGUGAUUCAAACGCAACCGGGGGACCGGUGCAGCAUCACCGUUCUGGAUAACCAGCCGCUUUCCCAGAGACCCGGGCACCUCUCUCCCAAAAAGUUUCCGUGUGAUUUCGGUCCCAACGACGUCACCUACUCCCACUUCGGUUCGAGGAGCCUGGCUAAGGACAGAGUGAGACUACAGCUCAGGUAUGAUACUCAAACCGAAACCGUUAUCAUCCCAUUCAUGACGGAGGUAGAGGUGGUUUUUACGCAAAUGGAGGUUGUCACCAAAAACAUGCCGCUGACCGUUGCUAAACUGAACGGCGUUAGUAAUGCCAUUGAUAAAAAGAUUUUGGAAUUCACUUAUGACAGAAACUCUCAAAAAUGCAAGGUGAACUCUUUAGCGAGUGGUAGCGCUCUCCCCAAAUACGGAAGACUUGUAGAUGAUGGACUCACUAAAAUUAUGGACUGUGACGAAUUCAUCCAAUCUGACAUCCGUUACGAGCACACGUUUGUUCACAAAUCCCCCAACAGAGACCAUGUGCCCAUGGUUGUUGAACUAUGUGAUAAAGAGGGAAACGUAAUAAAAGAGGAGUAUUUUCAACUGAUGAUCCGUAUCAAGGAUGGAGAUGCGAACACUCCUCCUAAACCCAGCUUCAUGGCAACGCUGAUGAUGGAGGUGAGUCAGUUUGUGAUGACAGCUCUGACCACUGACAUGCUGGCUGCGGAGGACCUUGAGUCGAACCCUGAUGAACUUAUCUUCAACAUCACCUCCCCUCUCUCUUAUGAGGAUGGUUAUAUAGUUAGCACGGAUGACAGGAACCUACCCAUCACCUCGUUUUACCAGAGAGACCUACGGGACCUGAAAAUAGCCUACAAGCCUCCCUCCCUGGACUCAGACACGGAGAGGAUCUUUCAGAUAGAGUUUGAGGUGGUGGAUCCGGACGUGGCGGUCUCGGACCCCUUUGCGUUCAUGAUUGUGGUGAAGCCGAUUAACUCUCUGGCGCCGGUCGUGACGCGGAAUACGGGUCAGCUGCUUUACGAAGGUCAGUCCCGCCCCCUUUUCUCUACCCACAACCUGGAGAUUAGUGACGAGGACAACCUGGACGGUGUUACGGUAACCGUCGUCGACGGGCUCCGCCACGGCGACCUCAUAGUCCUGGGGUCGCGCAGUAAGUACUUCACGGCUGCGGACCUGAAUACGGGUGUGGUUAUCUACCGACACGAUGGCAGCGACACGUACAGUGACAACAUCAUCUUCAGAAUGACAGAUGGCAAGAACCAGGUGGAGUUCCUGUUUCCCUUGACGAUUGUUCCCAUGGACGACGAGCCUCCCAUCAUCAACGUCAACACUGGUCUUGUGCUCUUCAAGAACCAGAUUAUGGCCAUCUCUCCUCUGAUGCUCAGCGCCGCUGACAUCGACUCAGAAGAUUCCACGAUCAAAUUCAUGAUCGAGCCGCCAUUCUCGACCAUCGGGGGGUUGCUGCUGAGGCAGUCCGACGCCCCAGAGGACCCCGAGUCAUGGAAGUUCAACGCUGAGGAUGAGGUGUAUGAGAAGGAGGUGACAGAGUGGCUGCAGAAAGACAUCACAGACGGGAAGGUGUUCUAUAAACACACCGGACCACAUAACACUGACACAGUCAUAGACCAGUUUGUGUUCAAAGUCCAUGACGACAAUGACCCGCCUAACGAAUCGGGCGAGAGCAUGUUCAUCAUCAGGGUUCAACCCAUCGACGACGUUCCCCCAGAGCUUUUUCCCGGUACCACGCUCCAAGUGACUGUUCAGGAGUACCAGCUGACUCAUUUCGGUAAGAACAUGCUUCUCUACACCGAUCUAGACUCUGAGGACCAUGACCUGAAAUAUACAGUGAUCCAGCCGCCAACAGACACAGACGAGAACAGCCCGGUGGUGUUCGGGUCCAUUGUUCUGACCGAGAGCCCCGACACUGAGGUCAACGAGUUCACGCAGGCUCAGGUCAACCACCAUAAGAUAUCCUACAGCCCUCCCGACCAGGAGCUGGGCAUCACGGCUCACGUCCUCCAAUUCCGGUUCUCCGUUGAAGACACGGCCGGGAAUAGCGUCGAGGGGGCUUUCAGGAUUUUUCUCCAGCCAGUUGACAACAAACCACCACAGAUCACUAACACUGGCUUUUCUGUGUUUGAGCAAGGCAUGCAUGUGAUAUCCAGUGCUGAGUUGGACGCAUCAGACCCAGACACAGACAGUAAACAGAUAUUGUUUACCCUCAGACAGCCUCCGCAGCACGGCCAAGUCCUGCUUACCUUCUCAGACCUACCCAAAGGGGGAGCUUUCUACCUAGAGGACAUCUCGGACAGGAAGAUCACAUACGUCCAAAACGGCGACCAGACGGUGAGCGACGUGUUCCAACUCGACGUCAGCGAUGGAAUCCACGUCAUCACGGUUAAAGUCAGAGUCGUCGUGAAGCCCGUAGACGACGAGAUGCCGACUGUCAGUUUACCUGCCGAGACGGUCGGUUCACACAUGGACGUCCUAGAGAAUGGAGCUAUGGAGAUCACCACGGGCGCCCUCAAGGGGUGGGACGAGGACACCGACGACCUCCAGCUGACCUUCAUCAUCGAGAACGCGCCCGUGUUUGGUGUCAUCCUUGUUGCCGGGGCGCAUGCCGUGAAGUUCACCCAAGCCGACAUCAUCAACGGUUUAGUGGUGUAUGCCCACACCGGCGGAGAGAUUGGCCUGACAUCCAUCAAGGACAGCUUCAACCUCACCCUAACUGACAUGUCAGAUGAUUGGUCAGUGGGCGGGAACAAGGUCAAUGGUGUCCACGUCGGCGUCACAAUCAUCCCCGUUGACAACCAGGCCCCCGAGGUAACCGUGGGUGACCAGUUCAUCGUUGUCGAAGGACAGAAGUAUGCCAUCGGAGCACAGUAUUUAAAGGCCGAAGACAAAGACACAACCAGUGAUGAUAUUCUCUGCACCAUCAUCGUCCAGCCCACGUCUGGCUAUGUGGAGAACAUCUCCCCAGCUCCUGGAUCAGAGAGUUCACGGUCAGGGACGGCAGUCAGCGCCUUCUACAUCAGAGACAUCAGAGAAGGACAUGUAUAUUACGUUCAGAGUAUCCACAAGGGCUUAGAACCCGUAGAGGACAGGUUCACAUUUAGAUGCUCCGACGGUAUCAACUUCUCAAAAAGGCAUUUCUUCCCUAUUGUGAUUAUUCCGGCUAAUGAUGAAAAGCCAGAGAUUUACUUGAGGGAGAUAGUUGUGAUGGAGGGGAUGAAUAUAGUCAUAGACACUCAUCUCCUGAACGGAGCAGACACUGAUAUCCCAGCUGAGGAGCUGACUUUCAUCAUCUCUAAACUGCCCAAACACGGCUUCAUCCUCAACCAGCUAGCCACAGGCUCAGUCCCAGUCAUAAACUUCACCUUAGAGCAGAUCAGGGAAGCUUCCAGUUUAAUCUACGAACAUGACGACUCUGAGACCACCGAGGACAGCUUCGACGUCAUUCUAACAGACGGGAAAUAUUCGGUAGAGAGAACCGCCAUGGUUAUGAUCAUCGCCCUCGACGACGAGACACCGAGAAUGCUGGUUAAUGUCGGUCUGGAGGUGGAAGUAGGUGAGGCGAAAGAGAUCAACAACAAGGUCCUCAAAGCCACCGAUCUAGACUCGGACGAUGGAGCGUUGACCUAUGUGAUCCGCUUCGGUCCUGUUCAGGGUGUUCUUCAGAGGAAAACCCCAUCUGGUUCUCUGGAGAACAUCAUGUUAGGCAUGAAUUUCACACAGAGGGAUGUGGACAAAAGGUUGAUCGUUUACACACACAAUAGUCAGGAAGGCAUCCGUGACCUGGUCAGGUUCGACGUCACCGACGGCAUGAACCCUCUGAUCGAUCGUUACUUCUACAUCACCAUCAGGAGCAUCGACAUGGUCUUCCCAGACGUGGUCAGCAAGGGAGUCUCUCUGAAGGAAGGCGGUAGAGUGACAUUGACCACAGAUCUUCUCAGUACUAGCGGUCUCAACAGUCCAGAUGAAUGUCUGGUGUUCACCAUCACCAGAGCUCCAGUUAGAGGACACCUGGAGUGUACUGAUACACCAGGGAUCCCCAUCGUGUCAUUCACCCAACUCCAGCUGGCUGGCAGUAAAGUCUACUACAUCCAUACCUCGGACGACGAAGUCAAGAUGGACAGUUUCGAGUUUGAGGUAACCGACGGUUACAACCCGGUGUUACGUACGUUCCGAGUCUCUAUUGUGGAUGUGGAUAACAAGAAACCAGUUUUAACGGUUCAUGGACUCGUGGUCACCGAGGGGCAGAGUAAACUCCUCACGCCAUUCGAGCUGACCGCAGAGGACCAGGACACAGCUGACCGGUUGUUGAAGUUCACCAUCACCCAACCACCGGUGCACGGCAAACUCCUCCAUAACCACACCUCACCGGUCACCAUCUUCACCAAGCAAGACCUCAACGAGAACCUCAUCAGCUACAAACACGAUGGCACCGAGACCUCCAAAGACUCCUUCUCAUUUACUGUGACUGACGGGACGCACACUGACUUCUACGUGUUCCCCGACACGGUGUUCGAGACACGGCACCCACAGACGAUGAAGAUCACGGUGGUGGCCAUAGAUAACGGUGUCCCCCAGCUGGUGGUGAAUAAGGGCGCCCCGACACUGAGGAUCCUGUCCACGGGGCACCUGGGGUUCCCCAUGACCUCCAAAGUUCUACGGGCGUUAGACAGGGACAGCGUUCCGGCUUCCUUAGUAUUCCAUGUCACCACGGAACCCAAGCAUGGUUACCUCAUCAACCUGGGCAAAGGGAACGACUCCAUCGACACCUUCAGUCAAGCUGACAUUGAUGACCUGAAGAUCUGCUAUGUGUUAAGAAAUGAGGAGAACGCAACCACAGACCUCUUCCUCUUCUCUGUUGAAGACAACGGUGGAAACAAGCUGAAGGAACAGCAGUUCCGUCUGGACUGGUCCUGGAUCUCUCUGGAGAGAGAGCACUACGUUGUGGACGAGCAGGACAAGUUCCUGGAGGUGGUCCUCAAACGACGAGGGUAUCUGGGAGAAACCUCCUUCAUAGGUAUUGGUACCCAGAACGGCAGAGCGGAGAAUGACCAGGACUUUAAGGGUCACUCCCAGAAGCAGGUACAGUUUAACCCUGGUCAGACGCGGGCCACAUGGCGUGUUGUGAUCCUUGCCGAUGGGAUCUUUGAACAGUCUGAAACCUUCCGGAUCCUUCUGUCUGAGCCCGUUAUGGGAGCACUGGAAUUCCCUGCCACCGCCACGGUGGAAAUACUGGACCCUUCCGACGAGUCCACAGUGUUCAUCCCUCAGUCCAGUUACUGGGUAAAGGAGGAUGUUGGAGAGAUGCUGGUGCCUGUCCACAGGAGUGGAGACAUCAGCCAGGAACUCAUGGUGAUCUGCUAUACUCAGCAGGGUUCAGCCACUGGUACCGUCCCCUCUACAGUCCUGUCCUACUCUGACUAUAUUUCCAGGCCAGAGGAGCACGGCAGCAUCCUGCACUUCGACAAGGGAGAGACAGAGAAACAGUGUGGCGUAGUCGUCAUCGACGACUCCCUGUACGAGGUGGAGGAGAGCUUCAACGUAACGCUAUCCCUGCCCAUCGGAGGGUGCCUCGGUGCACACUACACCACCACUAAAGUCAACAUAUAUCCAGACCAAGAUGAUGCUCCUGUGUUCUACUUUGGCGAGGUAGAGUACCGUGUGGAUGAGAGUGAUGGUCACGUGGAGGUUAGGGUGUUGAGGACAGGAAAGGAUCUCUCCAAGACUGCUACCGUCACUGUGCGCUCACACAAGACUGAGCUGGCCUCUGCAGAGGCUGGUGUGGACUACGUAGGGAUCAGUCGUAACCUGGACUAUACCCCAGGGAUGAACCAACAGACCUUCAGGGUGACAAUCCUGGAUGACCUGGGUCAGCCGGUUCUGGAGGGGCCAGAGACCUUCGAGCUGGUCCUCUGCAUGCCGGUGAAUGGCAUUCUGGGAGAACCGGGCAAGACCACCGUCUUUAUCAACGACUCCGUCUCCGACCUGCCCAAGGUCCAGUUCCAGGAGGCGUUGUAUACGGGGGAGGAGAGCGACGGUCGUAUCCUGGCAACAGUGUACCGUAGUGGUGACAUCAGCUACAAGUCCACUGUGCGCUGUUACACCCGACAGGGGUCAGCUCAGGUCACCACAGACUUCCAGGAACGACCCAACACGGACGUAUCCAUCAUCACCUUCCUGCCAGGGGAGGCGGCACAGAAGUGUGUGUUGUCGCUGGUCGAUGACACAGUCCACGAGGAGGGGGAGGAGCUUAGACUGGUCCUUGGGAACCACAAGAGCGAAUCACCGUUCGGGGCGUCGGUCGGAGAGCUGAAGGAGACCACCAUCCUGAUUAAAGAUACUGCUGACAAGUCUAUCAUCAUGUUUGGAGAGACCAAGUUCAGUGUGAGUGAGCCCAAGGAGGCAGGCUCUGUUUCCUCGGUGAAGAUUCCAGUGCUGCGAUUGGGCGACACCUCCAAGUUGUCAGUUGUCCGUGUUCACACCAAGGACGGGUCAGCUACCUCAGGAGAGGACUACCAUCCUGUCUCAGAGGAUGUUAAGUUUAAGCAUGGGCAGACGGAGCACGUUGUAGAGGUGGAGGUGUUGUAUGAUGGAAUCAGAGAGAUGAGAGAAGCCUUCACUGUUCACCUGAAACCUGACGACAACAUGGUGGCCGAAACGCAGAUGACUAAGGCCGUCGUGUACAUUGAGGAGACCAACGGUAUGGCCGACGUCACCUUCCCCUCCCUGCCUCACGUGGUGUCACUGCUGCACUAUGACGACGUGAGCAAGACGGCUCAGAACCUCCACCCUCCUGCUGGCUACCCCAUUGUCUGUGUCACCGCCUGUAACCCUAAGUACCCUGACUACGACAAGACAGGCUCCAUCUGUGUCAGCGAGCACAUCAACAACACGAUGACACGCUACCGCUGGCUCGUCAGUGCCCCUGCUGGCCCGGAUGGGGUCACUACACCCAUGAGAGAGGUGGACUUUGAUACCUUCUUCACCUCCUCCAAGAUCAUCACCCUGGACUCUGUCUACUUCCAGGCCGGCUCCAGGGUGCAGUGUGCUGCCAGGGCCGUCAACUCUAACAAAGACGAGGGACUGGAGGUCAGCAGUCCCAUAGCUACUGUUAGUCUGGAGGAAGGUAUGUGCCAGCCUCGUAAGGUGGGCACGGUGGGCGCUGGGCCCUUCUCUGCCAAGCUACGCUACACCGGCACAGAGGACCCAGACCACCCCAACCUCAUUAAACUCACUGUUACCGUGCCACACAUCGAUGGCAUGCUACCGGUCAUCUCAACCCGUCCUCUGUCUAACAUGGAGCUCACCCUCAGCCCUGACGGUACGCGUGUUGGCAACCACCUCUGCUCCAACCUGCUGGACUACAGCGAGGUCACCACGGGUCACGGGUUUAUCACCGCAGAGAGUGUGGGCGACACCUCCCCCUACCAGUACAGCACCCCAAUGCGGGGGGACAACACAUUACGUUUCUAUAAGAACCUCAACCUAGAGGCCUGUCUAUGGGGGUUCACCAGCUAUUAUAACAUGUCUGAACUACUCACCGACUGUGGAGGGACCAUCAGGACAGACGGACAGGUGCUGAAUCUGGUCCAAUCGUACGUUACUCUGCGUGUUCCACUGCACGUGUCAUACGUGUUCCACUCUCCGGUGGAUGCGGGGGGCUGGCAGCAUUUUGACCUGCAGUCUGAGCUCCGCCUCACCUUUGUGUACGAUACUGCUAUACUGUGGAAGGACGGCAUCAGGAGCCCACCACAGGCUGAGUUACAGGGUGCCCUCUACCCCACCAGUAUGCGUAUCAACGAGCAGGGUCGUCUGGUGGUCAACUUCAAAACCAAGGCUCGCUUCAGAGGUCUGUUUGUAGAUGCCCACUCUGAAGGCAGGAUCAAGAGCACAGCAUCCUCUCUGUCAUCCAUGGUGAUGUGUGAAGACAACCCUGGCCUGACCUUUAACCUCAGCCUGGUGAGGAGUGAACCCACCUACAACCAGCCAGUCCAGCAGUGGACAUUCACAUCAGACUUUGCUGUGCGAGACUAUUCUGGUACAUGCACAGUGAAUCUGACUCCCUGUACUACAGCCCAGAACAUGGAGUACACCGUCCCCCCUGUCUGUAACCCCAGAGAGCCUGUCACCUUCCACUUGAACAUACGCUUCCAACAGGUCAGUGAACCAGUAUCAGUAGAGUUCAGCCUCAACACUCAGAUAUUGCUGCUGUCCAAGAGGAACCUAUGGCUGUCUGCCGGAUCCAUGGGCUUCGGACAGGAGAGCGACGUGGCCUUCUCAGAGGGUGAUACUGUCUACGGUCUUGUGAUGGUGGACCCUGUUCAGAACCUGGGGGACUCUUUCUUCUGCAACAUAGAGAAGGUGUACCUGUGCACCGGCGCGGAUGGAUACGUGCCCAAGUACAACCCUACUAACUUUGAGUUUGGAUGUCUGGCUGAAUCUCCCUCUCUACUCUACCGCUUCAAGAUCUUAGACAAGGCCCAGCCCGAGACUCAGGCCCGUGGGUUUGGUGAUGUGGAUUUUAAUGCAAUGUUGGCUGCAGACGACCCCUCAGCUCUCUCUCUGGUCAGACAGCCUGGGACAGACGGAUUCAGACUGGACUCUACAGCCAUGUUCCAGGUGGCUGCGGGUCGUGAGUGGUUCAUCCACACCAUCUACACCAUCCGCUCUAAAGACAACGCCAACCACGGCAUCGGCAAGAGAAGCCUCGAGUACCACCACUCCCUGAUCGCCACGGGCAACGACCUCUCCAUUACCCCCGGGGUCAAAGGUCAAGGUCACCGUGUGAGGAGGUCAGCCAGUGGAUUGGUCGGAGCGGUGGUCCCCGACGUGGCCGAUGACAUUGGAGCAGAAAACAACCGUGGCACCAACAUCAUGCACAUCGCCCUGGACCGUACCAAGAGGAGAGCGGCAGGGGGGGUGGAGCUGUACGCCGACCGUCUGGAACCAAGGGAGCUGAGCAGGGGGGAGAGGGAGGAGGGGUUGCCGACGGUGGUGGGGGGGCUGGUGGGAAUGCUGCUCACCUUCCUCCUCAUCAUAAUCCUCGUCCUGGUGGUCCGGUACAGACAGAAGGAGGAGAGGAAAGAGAGGGUGAGGGGGUCGGCGAGCACGGAAGCGAUGAUGGUGGCGAGGAUGGACGACUGCAGCAACAGCUCAGAGGUCUAAGAGAGAUGGACGGAUUGAAAAAAAAUUGACAGAGUAUUGAGGAGUUUUUGGGCUUUUGUAAUGUGUUUUUUCCCCCCAUGAUUUUUCUACACUGUUGCUGGAGUAUUUUUAAAAGCUCCAUCUCGUGGCUGCUCAGUAAGUCAAGUGAUUGAAAAGCUUCAUCCUUGUACAUUUAAACUCUCCCAUUUAAAACACCUAGCUAUAAAAGAAAAACUGUGCUGCAAUCAGUUUUGUGGUUUUAAAGACAGCUCCUCCUUUUGAUAAAUGUCACGGUUUUCCUUUUCCUUAGCUGUUGUGUUGCAAGUGCCUCAAGCAGCUACACAUAGACCAAUGGGGGCUCUCCUUAAACAGCUAUCUAGUGUCUUGACCAAUGGGAGCUCUCCUUAAACAGCUAUCUAGUGUCUUGACCAAUGGGAGCUCUCCUUCAACAGCUAUCUAGUGUCUUUACCAAUGGGAGCUCUCCUUCAACAGCUAUCUAGUGUCUUGACCAAUGGGAGCUCUCCUUCAACAGCUAUCUAGUGUCUUGGCAAAUGGGAGCUCUCCUUCAACAGCUAUCUAGUGUCUUGACCAAUGGGAGCUCUCCUUCAACAGCUAUCUAGUGUCUUGACCAAUGGGAGCUCUCCUUCAACAGCUAUCUAGUGUCUUGACCAAUGGGAGCUCUCCUUCAACAGCUAUCUAGUGUCUUGACCAAUGGGAGCUCUCCUUCAACAGCUAUCUAGUGUCUUGACCAAUGGGAGCUCUCCUUCAACAGCUAUCUAGUGUCUUGACCAAUGGGAGCUCUCCAUCAACAGCUAUCUAGUGUCUUGACCAAUGGGAGCUCUCCUUCAAAAUAUAACUAGUCUCUUGACCAAUGGGAGCUGUCCCUCAACAGAUAUCUAGUGUCUUGACCAAUGGGAGCUCUACUUCAACAGCUAUCUAGUGUCUUGACCAAUGGAAGCUCUCCAUCAACAGAUAGCUAGAGUAUUGACCAGUUGGAGCUCUCCUUCAACAGAUACCUAGAGUCCUGACCAAUGGGAGCUAUCCUUCAACAGAUAUCUAAUGUAUUGACCAGUGGGGAGUUCUCAUACAACAGGUAGCUAGUGUCUCCACCAAUGGGGAGUUCUCAUACAACAGCUAUCUAGUGUCUUGGCCAAUGGGGGCUGUCCUUCAACAGAUAGCUAGUGUCUUGACCAACGGGAGCUCUCCUUCAACAGCUAUCUAGUGUCUUGGCAAAUAGGAGCUCUCCUUCAAGAGCUAUCUAGUGUCUUGGCCAAUGGGGGCUCUCCUUCAACAGAUAUCUAGUGUCUUGGCCAAUGGGGGCUCUCCUUCAACAGAUAUCUAGUGUUUGACCAAUGGGGGCUCUCCUUCAACAGCUAUCUUGUGUCUUGGCCAAUGGGGGCUGUCCUUCAAGAGCUAUCUAGUGUCUUGACCAAUGAGAGCUCUCCUUCAACAGCUAUCUAGUGUCUUGGCAAAUGGGAGCUCUACUUCAACAGCUAUCUAGUGUCUUGGCAAAUAGGAGCUCUCCUUCAAGAGCUAUCUAGUGUCUUGACCAAUGGGAGCUCUCCUUCAACAGCUAUCUAGUGUCUUGACCAAUGGGAGCUCUCCAACAACUAUCUAGUGUUUUGACCAAUUGGGUCUAUCCUUCAACAGAUAUCUAGUGUCUUGGCCAAUGGGGGCUCUCCAUCAACAGCUAUCUAGUGUCUUGACCAAUGGGGGCUCUCCUUCAAUAGCUAUCUAGUGUCUUGACCAAUGGGAGCUCUCCUUCAACAGAGAUUUAGUGUAUUGACCAAUGGAAGCUCUCCAUCAACAGAUAUCUAGUGUCUUGACCAAUGGAAGCUCUCCAUCAACAGAUAGCUAGAGUAUUGACCAGUUGGAGCUCUCCUUCAACAGAUAUCUAGUGUAUUGACCAAUGGGAGGUUUCCUUCAACAAAUAGCUAGUGUCUUGGCAAAUGUGAGCUCUUCUUCAACAGAUAGCUAGUGUCUUGGCCAAUGGGGGCUCUCCAUGAACAGCCAUCUAGUGUCUUGACCAAUGGGGGCUCUCCUUCAACAGAUAUCUAGUGUCUUGACCAAUCGAAGCUCUCCUUCAACAGAUAGCUAGAGUAUUGACCAGUUGGAGCUCUCCUUCAACAGAUAUCUAGUGUCUUGGCCAAUGGGAGCUCUCCUUCAACAGAUAUCUAGUGUAUUGACCAAUGGGAGCUCUCCUUCAACAAAUAGCUAGUGUCUUGACUCAUGGUUGGGGAACUCUCAUUCAACAAAUAGCUAGUUUAUUGGCCAAUGGGGAGCUCUCAUACAACAGAUAACUAUUGUCUCAACCAAUGGGGACGCCUCGUUCAAUAGAGCGCGCUACUCAGAUCUCACCAUAAUCCAGGCUUCACUGUAUUACUGAUAAAGCGGCAAACCUUCCACCAAUCGCCAAAAACAAGGGUCUAUGUAUUGCUAACUGUUACCACAUCCUCAAUGACUGACUGCGUCUCAUGCUCCUGUUGGUGUAAAGCAUACAAUAAAAAUGUUAAUGACAUGCUCUAUUGGCCCUUCCUAUAGGUAGUCAAUCAAACAUCAUUUGUUGAAGCACAUUUCAUAGAAGGGCAAAAAUACAAAAACAAUAAAAAGAUGGCAUGUUGCUGCUGGGUUGUUUAUAAUAGCGAUAAGGCACAAGGGAGUGUGGUAUGUGGCCAAUAUACCACGGCUAAGGGCUGUUCUUUAAGCACGACGCAACGCGGAGUGCCUGGACACAGCCCUUAGCCGUGGUAUAUUGGCCAUAUAUCACAACCCCCCCCCCCCAGGUGCCUUAUUCCUAUUAUAAUCUGGUUACCAGCGUAAUUCGAGCAGUAAAAAUAAAUGUUUUGUCAUAUCUGUGGAUAUAGCACGGCUGUCAGCCAAUCAGCAUUCAGGGCUCGAACCACCCAGUUUAUAAUUUGUAAUAAAGAUGUAUCUGUAGAAUA